AUGCCAAAUCGAUUUCUUAUUUGGGGCGCAACAGGCUGGGUAGCCGGCCACCUUGAAGCCCUUCUCAAGAAACAAGGCAAAGAAGUACACACAACAAGCGUCCGUAUGGAAAACAUGUCUCAAGUGGCAGAAGAACUGAAAAGAAUUCAACCAACACAUGUCCUAAACGCUGCUGGUUGUACGGGUCGACCCAACGUUGACUGGUGCGAAGACAACAAGGCACAGACAGUCCGGUCCAACGUUAUCGGUUGUAUUUAUCAGUAUGAUGAGAAGCAUCCUAUUGGUGGUGCCGGAUUUACAGAGCAAGAUGUGCCAAAUUUUACGGGGAGUUUUUAUUCCAUGACAAAAGGACAUGUUGAGCCGAUCUUAUCUUGUUAUGAUAACGUGCUCAUUCUCCGAUUACGCAUGCCUGUCAGCGACGAUUUACAUGCGAGAAACUUUGUCACCAAGAUUUUAAACUACGAACAUGUCGUCGACAUACCAAACAGCAACACAAUUCUUCACGACCUCCUCCCUCUUUCCAUCUCACUAGCAGAACACGCAGACACUGGCAUCUUCAAUUUCACCAAUCCCGGAGCUAUUUCUCAUAACCAAGUAUUAACGCUUUUCCGACUCAUAGUUCGGCCUAGUCUAACAUGGCGCAACUUUUCGGUUGAGGAGCAGUCGCAUGUUAUAAAAGCUGAACGAAGUAAUUUUAUUAAUAUUAUUGCAACCGUUCUUAUUGUGUUCACCAAUAAAGCCAUUUUCGAUGAUGAUAAUCUCAAAUUCAUCCAGCUGAGUUUUGCAGCAUUCCACUUCUCAACAACUUGGCUGGUUCUCUGGAUCAUCUCUAGAGAGCGUUUUGCCUUUUUCACGCCCAAGCAUGUUUCCCUCACACAAAUGCUUCCACUCAGCGUCGUCAUGACGCUAAACAUCAUUUUUCCAAAUCUCUCCCUCGCGUUCUCAACCGUCACAUUUUAUCAAGUUGCUCGCGUCUUGGUAACUCCAUGUGUGGCAAUUCUCGAUUAUGUCCUAUACAAAGUUUCUGUGUCUGGUAUAGCAGCUUCAACACUUGUCGUUGCAUGUCUUGGUGUCGCCAUGGUAUCUUACUACGAUUCGAGACCAUCGGAUGAUGCCAAUGUCAAAACUACUUCGCAACUCGGAAUUGUAUUUGCUUUGAUGGGUGUUGUUUUCUCAUCUCUUUACACAGUCUGGAUUGCGGCGUUCAGGAAAAAGCUUGUCAUCUCAAGUAUGCAGUUACUUCUCAACCAGGCUCCUUUGUCUGCUUUUCUUUUGCUCUAUUUUAUUCCCUGGGUUGAUGAGUUCCCAGUCAUAAAUCAAGUCAGCAUCAGCCACUGGGUGCUCAUUCCGUUUUCUGGCAUCUUGGCAAUGCUGAUUAACAUUUCUCAAUUCUUCAUCAUCGCAGAAACUGGCCCUAUCGCUAGCACUGUAGUGGGCCACACCAAAACAUGCACAAUAGUGGUCCUCAGCUGGGCAAUUUCGGGUCGAGUCGCAACCGAUAUGUCCGUUGUUGGUCUACUAACAGCUCUGGCGGGGAUUUUCAGCUAUUCAUUUGUGGUAUUGAGGCAGAAAUAG
Messenger RNA from Fusarium poae, 1575 nucleotides. RefSeq lists its product as uncharacterized. The transcript has 7 exons. NCBI's taxonomy places the organism in Eukaryota, Fungi, Ascomycota, Sordariomycetes, Hypocreales, Nectriaceae. Gene Ontology annotation, molecular function: antiporter activity. The record is from RefSeq and is a predicted model, not a curated record. Bases 1 to 1575 code for a protein of 524 amino acids. Gene Ontology annotation, cellular component: Golgi apparatus.